AUGGGCAUGCCUGGGAUUACGGAAUUAAUAAUAAUCUUGGCAAUCGUCUUUCUCCUGUUUGGUGCGAAGCGACUCCCUGACUUAGCGAAGGGACUCGGACAAAGCAUCACAAACUUCAAGGCUGGGCUCAGUGAGGAGCAGACUGAGCAGACUGAGCAGACUGAGCAGACUGACGCAUCAGCACAGCAAGAGAAAAGACACCACAAAACGAAAAGACCGAGUAACCAGACGAUAAGCACUGUUCUCUGA
Geodia barretti is the source of this 249-nucleotide messenger RNA. Lineage: Eukaryota; Metazoa; Porifera; Demospongiae; Tetractinellida; Geodiidae. The record is from the annotation of a GenBank genome assembly.